AUGUCGACAGCAGAACUGCCAUUGAAGCCUUCCUCCGCGGAUUGCAUACAGACUUGGACCUCAAAGAGGAUCGCAAAGUCGACAAUAGAUAAUGCAGAUGUCCCUGAAGAAAUCAGAGACCCCUUGGAAAAGAAGCUGGAGGCAAUGUCAAUUACCUUCGAUGAUGACGACGUCAACAACAUUAAUAGAGAGCAUGAGGACUCUUUGGUAAUUUCUUUGGUCGUUGGGAAUUGUCUGCUUCGAAGGGUACAGGUCGAUGGAGGAAGCUCCGCAAAUGUCCUGUUCAAAAGAGCCAUGGGAGACAUGGGGCUGAAAGAUAGCGACAUCACAAGAAGGUCAACGACUCUAGUCGGUUUCAGUGGAGAAAGCAUGUCAACUCUCGGAGACAUAACCCUUCCAACCUAUGCAGGAAGCCUAAACCCUCAAACCAAAUUCAACAUCGUCGACUGCCCAUCAGCCUAUAAUGCCAUAUUAGGACAACCCUGGAUCCACCGAUUGAAAGCCAUCCCUUCUACCUACUACCAAUCAAUCAAAUUUCCCACCCCAUGGGGAGUCCAAGAAAUUAAAGGAGAACCUCGUGAAGCCAAACACUGCUACAAAACAACCCUUAAACCAACCAUGAGAACCGCAUAG
Molecule: messenger RNA, 633 nt
Organism: Chenopodium quinoa (quinoa)
Lineage: Eukaryota; Viridiplantae; Streptophyta; Magnoliopsida; Caryophyllales; Amaranthaceae
Exons: 2
Coding region: 1-633 (210 amino acids)
Source: RefSeq, a predicted model, not a curated record